AUGGGUUCUCAAGGAAUUAAUAGCAAUGAGUUAUCCGAAGGUCAAGCCCAUUUGUACAAGCAUAUGCUAUCCUACGCAACACCUGUGUCUCUAAAAUGUGCAAUUCAGCUAGGCAUACCAGACAUAAUCCACAACAAUGGCCAAGGCCAAGGCCAACCCAUUACUCUCCUUGAGUUGGCCUCUGCCCUUCAACUUGCUCCAGCUCAAACUGGUUUCCUCUACCGUCUGAUGCGCCUAUUAGUACACUCUGACUUGUUCACAACAAAGAAAGUUAUUAGCCAAAAUGAAGAAGAAGUAGAUGCAUAUGGUCUCACACCUUCAUCUAGAUUACUUCUCACUAAUAAUGGAAAUAAUGAGGUCCCAAGCUUGUUCCCCUAUGUUCUUGUCGUGCUUGAUCCUUCUACUGUAACUUCAUUCCAUUUCCUUGGAAGUUGGUUCCAGCAGAAAGAUGCAACUCCAAGUCCACACACCUCCCCGCCUGUUUCCCUUGUUCCUCCUCCUCCAAUCCACACACCUCCUCGUCUAACCUCAGCCCCACCAUCUACCAUUUCUACUCCGUCUCUCUCUGCCGUCUCUGCCUCCAUAACUCCAAUUUUUGCAACAUCUAGAUCCUCUCUCCAUCAAGCUAGAUCGUCAAAAUUACUCAUAUUGGUGCUCUAUGUUUCUCACAACAGCUUGUCCAUUUGA
Molecule: messenger RNA, 687 nt
Organism: Humulus lupulus (European hop)
Lineage: Eukaryota; Viridiplantae; Streptophyta; Magnoliopsida; Rosales; Cannabaceae
Product: trans-resveratrol di-O-methyltransferase-like
Exons: 1
Coding region: 1-687 (228 amino acids)
Biological process (GO): methylation
Molecular function (GO): S-adenosylmethionine-dependent methyltransferase activity; O-methyltransferase activity; protein dimerization activity
Source: RefSeq, a predicted model, not a curated record